CAGCUACGCCGGCUUAUCGGCGUUCUAGUCGGAAGUCGAAACCGUUAUAAAAGGGGGUACCUUGGGAGCAGAGCGCGAGAGAGAGUGAAAGAGACAGCAUGGCUGAAGAAUCGAGCCGUCCAAUUCGGUUAAUGAAUUUCGUCUCGGAGGAACAGUUGGAUGAAGUUAAGAAGACAAGGGGCGAACGCGUCGAGGAUGGAACUGCCCAAAGAGAUAGACCCCUUUUUGAGAUCCUGAAGGAGAACAAAGACAAGCAGGAUGCAGAAUUUAAUGAACGAUUCAAGCACAGACCACCCAAAGCUUUGGAUGAAGAUGAGACUGAGUUUCUUGAGAGGUUGGAAAUGUCAAGGAGGGAAUAUGACCAACAAAUCGCAGAUGAGGAAGCUCAAGAGCUGCUGAGUUUCCAGGCAGCACUGGCAGCACAGUCUAAUAUCGUGCAUGAGCUCAAGGAAACACCCCCUGCUCCUAUAGUCCGGGAACAGAAAUCAGUUGGUCGGAAAAAUCCGCCUGCUCGUCCAUUUGGUAUGAUUAUAAAGGUCAAGCCACAAGCAAAGAAAGCAAAGUUAGACCCAGGAGCAUCCAAAGAACUCUCCGAUGUGGCAAAAGUCCCCACGGAAAAAAUUCUAGAGCCAGUGGCAACCACUAUUAGAAAUAGUGACGAGUCCCAAGAUGUUGGUAAAAUUGGUUUAGUUUUAUAUAGUGACGAAAGUGAAGAAGAUGAAUAGCAGAUUUACAUUAGAAUAAGUUAAUUUUCUUUUGUUGUGUUAAUUAUUUGUUCUUGGAUCAAUUUGAUCAUGAAUGCAAGCAUUGUUUCAGAUAUGCAAGAUUCAGUGUUGGCAAGUUUGGUCGGUGAUGGUGUUGUAUUUCCAGGAUAUAAUUGUCCUUUACAUGCUUAGCAUUAUUAUAGAUACUAGCUACUAGCUCUAGUUAAACUUGUUAAAAUAAAAACUACAAUGUGUAAUUAAAUCUUAAAUACAUAUCGAUUCUGACCCUGACUAA
Molecule: messenger RNA, 999 nt
Organism: Carya illinoinensis
Lineage: Eukaryota; Viridiplantae; Streptophyta; Magnoliopsida; Fagales; Juglandaceae
Exons: 7
Coding region: 99-725 (208 amino acids)
Cellular component (GO): nucleus
Source: RefSeq, a predicted model, not a curated record